Messenger RNA from Amphibalanus amphitrite, 2378 nucleotides. RefSeq lists its product as uncharacterized. NCBI's taxonomy places the organism in Eukaryota, Metazoa, Arthropoda, Thecostraca, Balanomorpha, Balanidae. The transcript has 2 exons. The record is from RefSeq and is a predicted model, not a curated record. Bases 91 to 2199 code for a protein of 702 amino acids.
UCCCUGUCGAGCAGCCCGCCGCUCUGGUCACAUCCGUUCCUCACGGACCUGAGAUCGCUCCUCUCCAGAGGCCAGUCUGGUCCCUCCAGGAUGGGCGGGACCUUCCCGCUGAUCGCGCUGUUGGUUGUGGCAGUCAUCGUCCAGUAUGUGGUCUCUGCCACCGACUGUCUCACUACAAACUGCGAGCUGGAUGCUCGGAAAGAAUGCCAGACCUUGGCCAAGAGUGUAUUCUGCAACAUGAAAUUCCGGCAAAUUAAACAGAUCCACAUCACGGAGGCAUCGUUCCCGAGAGGUGUGCAAAAAAUCAGAAUAUCCGGUGCCGAGACCAUAACGAUCGGUGAGGACGCCAUCGCCAAGCUGACAUCUCUAAAGUUUUUCGAGAUCACCAACGUCAGCACCUUGAUCCUGCAAACCCGCUCUCUGGCGCGCGGCAACAACUCCGAACAGAUCACCGUGAGAAUACGCGCAGUGAAGAGUCUUCAAAUUUAUUCUGAGACUGUGGCUGACUGGAGAGGAGACUCAAGAAUCAUCGUAAAAGACGUGGAUGACUGUCAGAUGUUUCAGCAUUCCAUUGCCAAAGCACAGUUUGACAGUUUCAUUUUAAGUAGGAUACAAUCGAUGGUCAUUCAUAAAAACGUUUUCGGUAAUAACACCCAGAUACAUAUUAUUAGCAUUAUGAACAUAGCCUCACUUUCCGUCUCUAAGAGAGCCUUCAUAUUCAAUGUGACAGUGGACAACUUAUUGUUCAUGGACAUCGGAAACCUCACUAUGCACUCAGGAGCAAUAGCGAAAAAUACAAGGAUUCAGGAGGCAAGGUUAAUCAACGUGAAGAAUCUUGCCAUUGAAUCCACAGGUAUUCAGGCAGAAAUUGAGAAGCUGAGGCUUGACAACGUUACCAUGGAAACGUGCGAUCAGAAGGCGUUAGGUGGCAGCAUUGGAUCUAUGUCGCUCAGCUCGUCGCAUAUCCAUCGCACUAGGAAAAAAUGCGUAACAGCUGGUAAUGGAAUGAACAAACUAAUCAUUGAAAGCAGCCGCUUGAAUCACAUCGAAACAUCGGCCAUCUACGGGGCGGUCAGGGAAGUUGAAAUCAAGAACAGUACAUUCGGAGCGAUAGAAAAGGAAGGGCUGCAGCUGAAUGUCGCGAAGUUUUCCAUUGAGAACAGUACUAUCGAGGAAGCUUCAAAGAAAGCAUUUGCGGUGCUUGCUGACAGCGAUAUCACAAUCAGGAACUGCACAAUCGAUACUCUCCAAAAGGACGCAUUCGGGUCGCUUAAAGUUACACAAGGCAGUGACUUAGCACACCACCGGAUUCAGCUAGACAACCUCCAUAUAAAACAUCCACAGCACGGAUCACUGUUAUUCGAUAAAAACCAAAGAGUAAUAGUGCAUGAGCUCAAAACAGACACACCCUGUGAGUGUAACAUAACAUUAACACUGGGUCUGGACAUGUCUUCCGAGCAUACGUUCUGGAUACAACAGCCUCUAUGCGUGAUCAAGGGCAUGCUGCCGACACUGGGCCACUACCUGCAGGUGUUCUGCACGGAGCCAAUUAUCACUCCGCCGCCUGCUAACCCGAUCACUAACCCGACCAACUUUCUCAGAGAAGGCACAAAGCCACAGCCGCCUCAGAUAGCGGGUGAAUCAACUAUCCAGGACCAACAAACGAUUCCUGAGACCAGUGACCAGACGUCCGACGAUGGCUCAGACCAGGUCCGCACCGGCUUCACCUACACUGAGAUUCUGAUCCCUAUCAUCUGUGUUGUGGUCCUAAUUGCGAUAGUUGUCAUGCUAGCCUUGCUCGUUUAUCGUAAGCGUUGGCAAAGACGGCGUAUCUCGCAUACUGUAGAACAAUAUCAUAGUUACCAAUCUCUUCCUGAUAGUCGUCAAAUGACAAGAGGAUUUUAUCAACACGUCUACCACAGGCCCUUACCACCAACUCCGCCAACGGAAGCGCUUGAAAUGCAUGAGCACAAUCAGGACGAUGAUACUGAUGGUAUAUAUGAGACUGUCGAGGCACCUUACCAGGAAAUUGCCGAAUUUCAACAACAGAUGCAGGAUGGGGGACCCGCAACACUCAGCCUCGCUUCUCUCGCACCCUCCCUCUGCCACUAUCACCGGCUCAACCCAACCCAACAUCGCCACCAUCCCCAGUGCUUGAAAUCCACGACACACUAUGACCAUCUCAUACACCCACCAUGACCUGUCGCCAUCACCCAGUCAACGCCACUGAUAGUACUGAUAGGGCGCCUUACCAGGAAAUUGAGGAAUGCUAACUACAGAUCGAGGAGCGGCUAUGCAAAAAAAAAACUAAGACGGUGUUAAUCAUCAUAUUAUCUCGAACCCAAUGGCAUGAACAAAUACACAUUUUCAAUAGUUUU